Messenger RNA from Gavia stellata (red-throated loon), 846 nucleotides. RefSeq names its product fibrinogen-like protein 1-like protein. NCBI's taxonomy places the organism in Eukaryota, Metazoa, Chordata, Aves, Gaviiformes, Gaviidae. The transcript is spliced from 3 exons. The record is from RefSeq and is a predicted model, not a curated record. The coding region runs from base 1 to 846 and encodes 281 amino acids.
AUGGGUGAUGCUGAAGCCACGGGAUUUCCCACCUCUCUGGAGGGAGGGUCACAUUUCAUCUUUUCUCCAUCUUUUCCAUUUCUAGCAGCCCAGUGCCUUCUACUCCUUGCUUGCGUGCUGGUCUUGGCUGCCCCAGGCCACUCCAUGUACAUACAAACCCUAAACAUCUUCAAGAAAUCUCCCUCCAACGCUUCGGCGAGUGCUCUGAAGAAAACCAGUUGGCCUAAAGACUGCAGCGAGAUCCCUGCUGGCAGCCCCAGUGGCGUCUACGCCAUCCAGCCCACAGGACUGCACCCCAUCGUGGUGUACUGCGAAAUGAACGUGACGGAUGGGGGCUGGACAGUCAUCCAGAGGAACCGGCAGAGCACGGAGAUCACCUGGGCCGAGUCCUGGAGCACCUACAAGUACGGCUUUGGGAACGUGCACACUGAGUACUGGCUGGGCACCGAGUACAUCCAUCAGAUCUCCAAGCAGAAGGUCUACCAGGUCAAGUUUGUCAUCUGGGAUGCUGCAAACAACAUCAAGUUCGCAGACUACAACCUCUUCAGCCUGGAAGAUGAGUCCCACGGCUACCGGCUGAGGCUGGGAACGUACACAGGGACAUUGGAGGAUGCCAUGGACUCAAACAAUCCCAGGAACGUGCACAACAACAUGAAAUUCUCCACAAAAGAUCGGGAUCAGGACACUUACAGAGGGAACUGUGCCUCCCGCUCUGGGGGUGGGUGGUGGUACUCGGCGUGUUAUUCUGUACGGCUGAACGUCAAGGGGGGCAUAACAUGGGGCAGCCUGUGCAACGGGAACUGCAAAGCUUCUGCCAUCCUCAUCAAACCAGCUCCAUACCAUUAG